Molecule: messenger RNA, 957 nt
Organism: Hibiscus syriacus
Lineage: Eukaryota; Viridiplantae; Streptophyta; Magnoliopsida; Malvales; Malvaceae
Product: NAC domain-containing protein 21/22-like
Exons: 3
Coding region: 1-825 (274 amino acids)
Biological process (GO): regulation of DNA-templated transcription
Molecular function (GO): DNA binding
Source: RefSeq, a predicted model, not a curated record
AUGGGGCUAAGGGACAUAGGAGCAACGCUGCCACCUGGGUUUAGGUUCUAUCCAAGCGACGAGGAGUUGGUUUGCCAUUAUCUCUUCAAGAAGAUUGCCAAUGAGGAAGCCUUGAAGGGAACUUUGGUCGAAAUCGAUUUGCAUACUUGCGAACCAUGGCAGCUUCCUGAGGUGGCAAAGCUGAACGCAAGCGAGUGGUAUUUUUUCAGUUUUCGAGAUAGGAAGUAUGCAACAGGGUUCCGAACGAAUCGAGCAACGGUGUCUGGGUACUGGAAAGCAACAGGAAAGGAUCGGACCGUGAUCAACCCAACAACACAACAAUUAGUAGGGAUGAGAAAGACAUUAGUGUUUUACCUGAACCGAGCCCCAAACGGAGUCAAAACCGGUUGGAUUAUGCAUGAAUUUCGUCUCGAAACCCCACACAUGCCUCCUAAGGAAGAUUGGGUUUUAUGUAGAGUUUUUCACAAGAGCAGGGGAGACAACACCGACAACAGUCCAAUGAUGAUGUUGGAGACAUCCACGUCUCACGGUCCUUCUUCAACAGACAAAACGAGCAUGCAUUGUGGGCAUCAACUUCAACAAAUAAGCAGCUCUUUAUACUUCCCACAGACUCAUCAAAGCCAAGGCCAAACCUUCCUAAGCCUGCUUCAAUGUAGUAAUUCUCGGGACAAUUAUCCCUACGGUAAUGAAGUUAGCUCCAAAGUUGACGAUGGAUUCGAGUUCUUGUGGGGCAUGGACAUGGAACAGAACAGCUUUGGAGGGGUUACUUCCAACUUGGACGAUAUGGGAUUUGAUAUUGAUAACAAUGGUGUGGUUUUCCUAUGAAAAAAUUGUUGUAUAUUUUAGAAAGGGGAAAUAGAAGCCUACCAUUUGUUGGUUUCUGAUGUUGGUGUGAUGUUUGUCUUGGAUACAAAUAGAAUAUUGUGUAAUUUUGUGUAGGUUUUUUUUUGGUAUUUU